Misgurnus anguillicaudatus (oriental weatherfish) is the source of this 1113-nucleotide messenger RNA. It is a transcript of the gene sptssa, whose product is annotated as serine palmitoyltransferase, small subunit A. Gene Ontology annotation, biological process: ceramide biosynthetic process. The record is from RefSeq and is a predicted model, not a curated record. Lineage: Eukaryota; Metazoa; Chordata; Actinopteri; Cypriniformes; Cobitidae. Gene Ontology annotation, cellular component: serine palmitoyltransferase complex. Gene Ontology annotation, molecular function: serine C-palmitoyltransferase activity.
AUGGCGUUUGGUGAUGCCUGGAAACAACUAUCUUGGUUUUAUUACCAAUAUCUACUCGUAACAGCGCUGUAUAUGUUGGAGCCGUGGGAGAGGACCAUCUUCAAUUCUCUUCUCAUCACAGUGGCAGCAAUGGCAGUGUACACUGGUUAUGUGUUCAUGCCCCAGCACAUAAUGGCUAUAUUACACUAUUUUGAAGUAGUCCAGUCGCAGUGACGUCAUCUCCAGUAAUCAUCAGAAAGCUCGCGAGCUCCCCCUGGUGGCCGUAAUAAAAAGGAACUGUUCUGGAACUAUUUACCAGCUGACCUGUGAUCAGUGUGAGCAAGGACGGAUUGAUGAUGAGUGAGAAGGCCUGUCUCAUACAGUCUUAUCAUUUGUGUGGCUAUGUAGUCCCACAUAGCAAAAUCCUGUAAUUGCAGUAGCACACACUGCCCUGUCUUUUUAUAUGUACUACAACUUUUUGUUUUUAAUGAUCCUUUUCCUUCGUGGCAGCGGUAUAUUCAGAUGAUAAAAUAUUUUUUGAUAUAAAUGUGUAUAUUUAAUUGUAUACAUAUUUGCAAAGUUUGUAUAGAGAUUUAUUUUGGCUGACCUAAAUGAUUUGGUUCGCUAUAGUGGAAUGAUAUAUUGUUGAUAUUGUUUUUGUCAUGACCAGCACAAUAUUUAUUAUCUCACCUUUGUGAGUCACGCAGUACAUAAUAAUCUGAACUGAUGUGUGAUGUCCAUGAGUGCUCAUAAGAAAAUGGUCGCUCGGGUCAUACAUCAGAAUCAGCCUUAGUGACGGUAAAUCAGAGGACUGUUUGAUUAACUUUUGUAUUAAGUCAUUGUUUGUUUCUCCCCAAGUAGGCACAGUGUUUCACGCAUGGCAAUUAUCAUCAGAUGAGUAAUUUGAUGAUAAUGUAGUGAUGCUUAUUCAAUGCUUAGACUUUUUUAUCUGUCCGUUUUGGUGCCUAUGACAAAAGUAUAAUGCCUUUGAGUGUAAACUUCUGUUUUAAAUCUACUUUAAGUUGUUAAAGUUAACAUACUGUAAAUAACAGACGCUAAGACUGCUACUGGUAACUGCAAGACUUUAUCAUUAGUUAUGAAAUAAAAAUUGUAUGAUGUGUUGAAUCUUUAAAA